AUGUACUUCAUCACCAUAAAGUCGUUUAAAGCAGCAGCCAUUGCCAUCAUCUACGCUCAGGUAGCAUUCCCUGCCCCAGCCGAUGUUGUCUCUGCGCAAGACGACGCCAACAAUGAAUGCGGCUCCAUCCGAGUCAUCAAGGUCGAUAAUGCCACGCUCCUCGCGAACGUUGACCGUAAUGAUAUUCGUAACACCACUGCUGGAACUCAGACAACUACGGAUGCAGCAAGGGCGGCUACUGCUGGGCAAGAUGUCGCCUCGAGAGAAGGUGGUGCUGGACAGUAA
Metarhizium robertsii ARSEF 23 is the source of this 285-nucleotide messenger RNA. RefSeq lists its product as uncharacterized. NCBI's taxonomy places the organism in Eukaryota, Fungi, Ascomycota, Sordariomycetes, Hypocreales, Clavicipitaceae. The transcript has 2 exons. The record is from RefSeq and is a predicted model, not a curated record. The coding region runs from base 1 to 285 and encodes 94 amino acids.